AUGCCAAUCGACGACAUCUGCGAUACGUUAUCUGUUGGUGUUAAUAACUUCAUGCUUGAAGGCGCCUCGGUGGACCGCGAUGGUUCUGUCAUGUCGGAGGUGCGAAACAUUACGAUGGUCCAUGAAAUUGUCGAUUGUGCCAAGAAGUAUAAUACCAGCACAUCCCUCGGAUUAUGGACGGAUGAGUGCCCAUUUGGCGAGUGCUCACAGAACACAUUUGAUUUCUUUACCUUUGAAAACCAGAUUCAGCCCUAUAUCACUCAAUAUAAUGUAGAGGAGGUGAGAUAUUUCAUUUGGGCAGGAGCGUGCCAGCAAUUAUUCUGGCAAAUCGCGCAGAAUGUGAGCAACAUUAUCCGCCACAACUUGGUGACCAAGUCUGGGGAGCCAGUCAGAGCUUCGAUUGGCUUCGCUGUGGAGCCUGAAGACUCACCCCUGUGGAACUAUAUCAAGUUAUCCAAGAUUGAAGACUACUUCGAUGUCAUAUCGGUUCACUUUGGACAUCCGGGACCUACCGACGAGAGCGUUAUUAAUGACACGGUCGCACGCAAAACUGUUGAUUACCUCAUCAACCUCGGGAUACCACCUCAAAAACUGGAACUUUCAGUUGAAACUCUCGGCUUCAUGGAGAGGACUAAUCGACCUAUCGAUUACAAGGAACUGAUCAAGAAGGGUGCGCCUCCCUACUCGGACGGUCACUUCGAUGGCUAUAUCUACCAGUCACAGAAACAAGUUGUGGAGAAGACUCGUAUCAUUGAGGAAAAGACUUUGUACGGGUUCAGUUUGCCGACCAUCCUGAAUGACUUACCCGCCAAGAAUAAUUCUUCUUUACUUCAUGCUGCAUUUUACUACUCGUGA
This is a messenger RNA of Perkinsus marinus ATCC 50983, 855 nucleotides long. RefSeq lists its product as hypothetical. The transcript is spliced from 3 exons. The coding region runs from base 1 to 855 and encodes 284 amino acids. The record is from RefSeq and is a predicted model, not a curated record. Lineage: Eukaryota; Perkinsozoa; Perkinsida; Perkinsidae.